UCUUCCUGUAGGGGGAGUAAUCCAAUAAAGAGCAGAGGCUGUAUUGCCCCUCUGCCUCCGGGGCAGCUGCAGACACCAGGCAGCAGGACAGCAGGGAGAAACACUGCAGAACUCAGGUUUGGGGACACACACCCUGUGGUUGAACUCUUCUCUAAGGCAGGUUUGGGGAAACACACCCCGUGGUUGAACUCUUCUCUGAGGCAGGCUGUGUGUGUGUGUGUGUGUGUGUGUGUGUGUGUGUGUGUGAGACUGAAUGGUUUGGGUGUGUCAGUACUGGGAUGGUCAGAGGUAGAGGAGGGAGAGACAGCUGGCACCACGGCAACGUUGUCAGAUCCCGUGCCCAUCACUGGCACCAGGCGUGCAGCUGAAGACAUAAAAGAGGCACCAUUCAGCCAGCAGUAUGGCAGAGCGCUACGACUGUCACUACUGUAAGGAGUCCCUGUUCGGGAACAGGUAUGUUUUGCGGGAGGAGCACCCCUACUGUGUCAGGUGCUAUGAGAACCUCUACUCCAACACCUGCGAGAACUGCAAGAAGCCCAUUGGCUGUAGCAGCAGGGACCUGUCGUACAAGGACCGUCACUGGCAUGAAGGUUGCUUCCAGUGCUUCCACUGUGAGUGCUUGCUGGCGGACAAGCCCUUCUCCACCAGAGAUGAGCAGCUGCUGUGUACUGAGUGCUUCUCCAACCAGUACUCCUCCAAGUGCCAGGAGUGCAAGACAACCAUCAUGCCUGGCUCCAGGAAGCUGGAGCACCAGGGCAGCAGCUGGCACGAGACGUGCUUCACCUGCCGGCGGUGCCAGCAGCCCAUCGGCAGCAAGAGCUUCAUCCCCAAGGACGGUGGAAUCUUCUGCGUGCCCUGCUACCAGAAGCAGUUCGCCAUGCAGUGCGUCCACUGCAAAAAGCCAAUCGCCACUGGGGGCGUGACCUACCACGAUCAGCCAUGGCAUAAGGACUGCUUCCUGUGCACUGGCUGUAAGGAGCCGCUGUCUGGCCAGCGUUUCACCUCCUGUGACGACUUCCCAUACUGCCUGAGCUGUUUCUGUGGCCUCUACGCCAAGAAGUGUGCGUCCUGUACCAGUCCUAUCAGUGGCCUGGGUGGCAGUAAGUACGUCUCCUUUGAGGAGCGGCAGUGGCACAACGGCUGCUUCAACUGUAAGAAGUGCUCCGUGUCGCUGGUGGGCCGCGGCUUCCUGACUGAGAGGGAUGACAUCCUCUGUCCCGAGUGUGGCAAGGACGUCUGAGCGGACGAAAACAUCUGGUUAAACAUCUGGUUAAAAACAUCUGGCUAUUUACAUCUUACCCCAGAUUAUUUUUAGCCUAACCAAAGUUUCUUCAAAUAUUACAGUUAAAUAGUAAUGUCUUUGGCAGUUUUAUUCUUUAUUCCUUGUUCAGCUGUUUAUUUUAUCAUCAUCGCACCAGUAUAAAUUGAUAUACAAGGCUAGGACAGCAGCCAAACACAAAAAUGUUUUAUAAGAUGCGUGAAAGUUCAAAUACAGAUUUCCAAGAAGUGACAUAGAAAUUAACAAACAGUUGAGUACUAAAAAUUCCAGAGUUUCUGUAUGCAGUGUCUAUCAAUAAAAUAACCCCAAACAGCAA
Messenger RNA from Electrophorus electricus (electric eel), 1595 nucleotides. NCBI's taxonomy places the organism in Eukaryota, Metazoa, Chordata, Actinopteri, Gymnotiformes, Gymnotidae. The record is from RefSeq and is a predicted model, not a curated record.